UAUCUAAAGUACACCUAUUGAAAAAAAUCUAUAAAAGUAAUAAUCAAAAUUCAUUUAGACAAUAGAAUCAGUUGGUAGCUAAUUGAAGUGACCUACAGAAGUAAGAUGAGGUGCUGCGUCUUGUUCUUUUUUCUUGCCGUUUUAACAAUUGCUUCUGCUUUAAGUGAUAGUGAAGAAUGGCUAACUUUCAAAAAAAAUCAUGGUAAAUCCUAUAAAAAUACAGUUGAAGAAAAAUCCCGGUUUUCAGUAUUUCAAGCUAAUUUACGCAAAAUCGAAGAACAUAAUGAAAAAUUCGAGAAGGGAUUGACUUCUUACAAAAUGGGGAUGAACAAGUUUGGAGAUUUAACCGCCGAAGAAUUUCGUGACCUACUGCAGCCGCUUCCAAAGAUGGAUAGACCUGCACCUUCACCAAAAACCGAACAAGUUCAAUACAAUGGACAUCCUCCAGGUAGAAAGGACUGGAGAGAGAAGGGAGCGGUUACUGAAAUAAAGGAUCAAAAAGAUUGUGGAGGCUGUUGGGCAUUCAGUACCACUGGCGCAAUUGAAGGUGCACAUUUCAUUAAAUCUGGAAAACUCGUUUCCAUGAGUGAACAAAACCUUCUUGACUGUGCUAGAGAUGAAUGUCAUGGUUGUUCUGGUUGUUGGCCGGAUAAAGCUAUGAAGUACGUUCAAGAACAAGGGAUAACAACAGAAGGGGCGUACCCUUAUACAGCACUAGAUGACGAAUGCCAUAUAAAUGGAACGCAAGCCUUAUUGAAAAUCAAAAACUAUAUUUUUGUAAACGAGAACGACGAAGAAGAUUUAAAGCAAGCUGUUGCUAAACAACCAGUAUCUGCAACUGUAGACGCAAGACAUUUUCAAUUCUAUCAUGAAGGAGUAUACUAUGAUAAUGAUUGUAUAGAGGAUCUUACACUAAGCCACUCUGUAUUAGUUAUUGGAUACGAUCUUGAUCAUAGGACAGAGGAGGACUACUGGAUUAUAAAAAAUUCUUGGGGUAAAGAUUGGGGUAUGGAUGGUUACAUGUAUUUUGUAAGAAAUACUAAUAAUUGUGGUAUUGCUGCAUUUGCUUUAUAUCCAGUUUUGUAAAUAUGGGAAGUUUAGUUCAAAUAGAUGUUAUAGA
Molecule: messenger RNA, 1120 nt
Organism: Psylliodes chrysocephalus
Lineage: Eukaryota; Metazoa; Arthropoda; Insecta; Coleoptera; Chrysomelidae
Source: the annotation of a GenBank genome assembly